Messenger RNA from Neoarius graeffei (lesser salmon catfish), 2291 nucleotides. RefSeq names its product primase and polymerase (DNA-directed) (gene primpol). Gene Ontology annotation, biological process: mitochondrial DNA replication; error-prone translesion synthesis; response to UV. Gene Ontology annotation, cellular component: nucleus; mitochondrial matrix. The record is from RefSeq and is a predicted model, not a curated record. The transcript has 14 exons. The coding region runs from base 147 to 1754 and encodes 535 amino acids. Gene Ontology annotation, molecular function: DNA-directed DNA polymerase activity; chromatin binding. NCBI's taxonomy places the organism in Eukaryota, Metazoa, Chordata, Actinopteri, Siluriformes, Ariidae.
UAUCUAAACACAGGCGCGUGACAGUUGGUCAGAGUCGCAACCGAGAAGUCAAUGUGGUGUCGCAAAAUUCUGAAAUAUGACAAACUCUAUAUUUUAGGAAAAAAGACGUGGAAGACGUAUUGGUGUCCUAAACUAAAUUAGUGAGGAUGAUGAAGGCAAAGUGGCAGGACAGAGUGAAAGCGGUGGAGCAGAGGGCUCAAGCCUACCAAUCCGCCCCCAUCAGCUGCCCAUAUAAAGCUCGUUUGUCCCGGCCGUGGCAGCCGUCCUCUGUGUGGAAGCUGUUCCCUCGCCAAAGCGAAGCCAUUGCCUUCAGCCAGCACUGUAAACAGGACGUGCAUGUGUUUGCCCUGGAGAAAGAGAGCACGGAUGCAGGACAGAGGGUUUAUUUAGUUACCAGCUACACUGAGCUCUGGCACUACUACAGUUCACACAGACAGUCGCUGAUGCACUGCUAUGAGGUGAUUCCGGAGGGCGCCGUCUGCAAGCUUUACUUUGACCUGGAGUUUGAUGUAGCCUCUAAUACACACUUGGAUGGCACAAAGAUGGUGGCUUCACUGAUUCAGUAUGUGUGUGUGAAGUUGGAGGAGGUGUACAGUCUGCAGUGCUCGGUAAAAGACGUGCUGAAUCUGGACUCCAGUACAGCCGAGAAGUUCAGCCGCCAUCUCAUCUUCCUGCUCCCCAACUGUGUGUUCAAGGACAACCGGCAUGUUGGCCGUUUCAUCCAUCACAUACUCAAGCCAGUGCUGAAAUAUCUCCAUCAAGGCAGCAAGGACUCUCUGGAAGAUAUCGAUGAUGUCAGCGAGGGCCCUCAGUCAAAGAGAAUGAAGCACGAUGAGGAAGACCUGGGCUUUUUAAUCGUGAAGGGAAAGGAUGGACAAAAGCAACUCUUCGUGGAUCUUGGUGUGUACACCAAAAACAGAAACUUCCGCCUGUACAAGUCUUCCAAGCUGGGGAAGAACGCUGCCUUCUCUGUUGCUCAGGAUAACAAGUUUCUCCCAAGUUCCAUCAAGCACACUACGGAGGAGGAGGGGAUAUUCUUAGCCUCUUUAAUCACCAAUGUGAGAUUCACGUCUCAGCGGAUUCUGACGUAUGAGGCUCCGGAAAGGACUUCAAACGAAGCUCGGUGUUCAGCUCAACACAGUGGCCCACACAGCUCAGAGCUUGCAGGUGAACAUCAGGCCUCGCCGUACAAGGAACUGGACGACUUUGUACUGAAGCUGGUGCAUAGGGAUGGCGUUCAAGGAAACAUUAGGCGCUGGAUGUACUUCAUAUCCGAGCAGCUGCUGGUCUACGACAUUGGGAAGUUCCGUUGGUGUUCUAACGUGGGUCGCUUUCAUAAGAGCAACAACAUCAUGAUCAUCGUGGAUCUGAAAGAAGAAGUGUGGUACCAGAGAUGCCAUGAUCCUGAGUGCAGGAGACAGAACUACAGGUCCUCGAGUUACCCACUACCACAGGAAGUGUGUAUGAGCUACAUGCUGAAAGAGGACAAGGACCAUCAGCAGUUCCUCAUGGACGAGCUGGGAAACAUCGAGCCGAGUCCGAGCUGCGCUCCGACACACUCUUCAGGAGAGGGCGGGGAAACGGACGGAUCCACUUCACACCCCCGGACAGACAAUACACAGGAGUGUUGGGAUGACGAUGCUUCAUACUUGGAGGCGCUGGAUGAAGUGGAGAGGACCAUGGAGGAUAAAGAGGAGAUUCCUGAUGAGCUCAUGAUCCAGGCGUUGGCCGAGUGCGAGGCGACACUUGCCUGAGUUUCUUUCUGUUACCGUGCAGCAGAAAUUGAGAAAACAAAUAAGCAUUAUAAAUGUUUCCCUUUUUUUUUUUUCCAUGGCGUAGCAUUUUAGUGCAAGAGUGACUGUUGGAAUUAAUUAACCUGUUAUAAUCCACUGGGAUUAUGGGAAGUAACUGAUGGUGUAUUCAUCUGCAGUGUCUAUCAUCAGAAAUUCCUGAUGUACAAGAUGGCUGCCAUGUUGUGUCAGAACUGCAUUUUAGAAAAGGGGGCAGGGGACUUUUUUUUUUUUUAAUUAUUAUUAUUUAUAUAUUUAUUUACUCAUAAUUGAUGUUAAUCCUGUUAUUUCAUGGCCCCAAGUUUGUUCUGUGCAGAUCUUUAAUUCUGUGAUUUGAACCUACUGUAUAAUUGAUGUUCUGUGUGUUUUUAAUAAGAUGUCAUUUUGUCUAUGUACAGUGGUGCUUGAAAGUUUGUGAACCCUUUAAAAUUUUCUACAACCCCGUUUCCAAAAAAGUUGGGACAAAGUACAAGUUGUAAAUAAAAACGGAAUGCAAUGAUG